Linepithema humile (Argentine ant) is the source of this 6846-nucleotide messenger RNA. The record is from RefSeq and is a predicted model, not a curated record. Lineage: Eukaryota; Metazoa; Arthropoda; Insecta; Hymenoptera; Formicidae.
AACACGUUACGCCGAAAGUACCGGUCCGGAAAUCGUUAAAAUUGUGCACACGCCGGCUGGCCGAUAACGCCCCGAUCUCGCACUUCACGGUACAAAUUCGAUUUUCACACGAGGCGUCACGACCGCUGCACCGCGCAACACCGUUUACGUUUCACGCCACGCAAAUACGAGAGGAGGUCGGACCGGUUUCGCAUGCAGCAUCAUCCCAUCACCAGCAACAAAAACGUAGAAGGCGAUCGUCACUCCGUACCACGGGAAGACCCACGGAGAUUCUACGGAGCGGAACGGUUUCACAAAAAACGCACCACGCAGCUCGUCAAAGUCAACUAAUGACCGUCGCAUCAUAUACUUGAAGCUGACAGUGCACAUCAGCAACUGCUUCGCCGCUCUCGUCGUUCCCGCGUCUCUGGCGCAUCUUUUUCAAGGAUCAGACGCGAGUCUUCGAGCAUCAUCACGCAUCAUCGCGGCAUAAUCGUUCCGCAACAGCUGCGGCGCAUCGCGUAUCGCAACCACUCAUCGUCCCCGCGAGAACAAUUUUUGCGCGAACGUACCCGGCGCGUCCCGGCGGAUACGAAAGAAGCUAGAUACUAGAAGCUGGAACUUCAGGCGGCAACUUUAAGCCCCUCGUGAAUAAUCGCCGGCGGCCUAGGGGCGAAAGUCCCGACAUUCAUAACGGGGCGCAGCGGUAGUCGUCGGCCGGUGACUGCCGCAGCCGGCCGAAAGAUUGCAGAAAAUCCGUCCGAGCGACGAGAUAAAUUUCCUCGCGUGCGCCGCGCGGACGCGCAAAACAAAUUAAAAGAAACGGAAACGGUCGGCAGGACAGAAGGCGGACGAGGAGGGGCGGGAGAGGGGAAGAAAUAGUAAAAAAAAAAAGAGGACGGAGCACACGAAAGCGCGAGAGGUGGUCGCCACCGAGCCCGCUGAUAAACGCUGAGUAAUGGGGACGCAAAUUGCGUGCGAGGAAUACCGCGUGAGAAAUGAGUGUCCGAUGCAAAUUCUUCCGGCCGCGCGGACGACGCGACGACCGGUGCUGCCGGACGCUGUAAUUCCGUCUAAACGGCUCGCGGCAAGCGCGCGGACCGCGGUGAGGCUCGCGGAGCCGGACCGUACUUUGUCGUCUGCGUGUGACGGUUCGACGAGAGACGUGUAAUACCUGGGGGAACUAGUCAAUUAGUAGCCAUCAGCGCGGGAUCCAAGUUAAUAUAACAACAAGUAUAUCAACACUGGAGAUCGUAGACGGAUUAUGUUACUCGCCAGCGUCGAUAGCCUCUCGACUCCGCCUUCGGGCCGAGGUGCACCAUCCGCGCUUUACUACAAGGCGCGCACAGCGUUUCUCACGAAACAACGUGCACGAAAUUUUAGACAGACUACUCUACUCGGCGUCAACAGCUUUUAGCCCUGGUUGCGCGAUAUAGCAGCGUGACAGGAUAUUAGAUCCGCGCGGUCUUCAUGAUAUAACGAGUCGGCGUGUACAAACUUUGCGGUAUACUGCGAGCCAGCGUUGUUGUAGUCUUCACAAUAGAGAGUGACUCCGCGAGUCCGUAAGGCGUCUGUCGGUCUCUCUAAAGUCUCUCUGGCAUCAAUUACAACCACGCUUCCCGAGUUCCUUCCCGGGAUUGAUGCAGGCUCUCCGUCGCGAUCGGGUGACUCUGCGAUUAUUCGAGAAGCGGACGUUCCGCUUUAAACGAAGCAAGUGGCUUCGUCGUCGCGUCGCCUCGUUCUCGAGAUCCGGUAUAACGGCGCGGGCGCGCACCUUUAACCCCUUUAGUGCCGCGAAAGAGAGAGUUGUCACAACGUAAUAAUAUAAAAACAAUGCGAAAACUUCGAAUCUAAUUCUUCGUUAUUUUAAACGAAUUAAUAUUGCUAAGUGUAGGAAGCGCCUGCUAAGUGUGCCUGGAAGUGAUUUUUCCGUGAUAAUAAAAUCUAAUAGAAAUGAAAAUUUAGUGCGGAACUUUUAUAAUAAUAAAAAUAAUUUUAAAAAGUAUCCGGGAUAAUUUCUCGGAUGGUAAAAGCGAUCUGAAGAAAGUGCGAGUGCCUCGAGGUGAGAAAUCUCGUAGUGUGUAGCGGAUAAAGAAUUAAGGCGAACUCCUCGAAGCGAACCCUCGGAUUUGCCUGCGCGAUAGAAGGAACGUCGAGUGGCAAGUCGUAGUCGCCAAGUCGAACAAACGUUGCAGCCGUUCUUCGAGCAAUGCUCGGAACUUUCUUCGCCUAACGCCGAAGAUCAAACAGAGGAUCAAAUAGUCACAAGAAGCGCGCGCUCCUCCCGAAAGUUUAUCGAGAGGAGGGAGCGAACAAGGGAACUCGCGUGCUGCGCCUCCCGAAAGGCCGCGCGCGCGACACCGCUACUGAUCGUCGCGGACAAUCGAUCGGUUUCAUCGCGAUCCGCUCCUCGCGAUACACCGCCCUGCACCGUCCGCGGAGAACGAAGGAGACGAGUGGCGCGGGAAAAGAAUGAUGGCGGGGGCGGGGGUGGGCAGUGUUGGCGGCGUCGGGAUGCUGAGGACCAGGCGUAGGGAUGUCAGCGUCAAGCCGAAUAGAAAACUCGACCGGAAGUCCUCGAGGGGGAUGAUUUACGAGAACGAGGAGCUCAGACUGAGGACCAUUCACAUCAAUGCCGAGGUGGAGCAAGGUCAGAACGACAUUAAGAAAUUGCGCAGGGAAAACGAGCAGCUGCGUAGGGAAAUAUGGAGCCUCAGGGACGAGUACGACAAGCUCGAGGACAUCCUGAAGAGACAGAAGAGCCACGACGAAAGCGAAGAGGAUCACUCCGAGGAGGAUGACGGCCCGCAGUCGGAUUCUUCCUGCGAGGAGGACGAGGAGGAGUACGAGGGUAAUGAAAAGACCGAGGAUUUUAACCAGGAGGAGCAGCUAGAAAACGCGGAAAAUCAGAAGAUCUCCUCCGAAAAGAUGAGCAGCAGCAGUUUGCAUCGGCUUCACGUGGAGUUCGACGAUCUGUCGGUCGUCGACGAGGAGGAGGAGUUGAAGCGGGACAAGGAGAGGAAGGAGGUGACCCCGUCGGAGGAGGGCCAGAAGAACGAGGCCGGCCGGCACCCACCCCCGCCGAUCCUCGGCCCCCGGCAACUUCACGAUAACAUCCCGUUUUAUCCGGCCACGUACGAACCGACGAGUGGUUUCAGCGGAACCAGUUAUUACACCGAGUGCCCGUACGAGUUCCCGAGUACGGUCGAUUUAAUGCUACCCACGGAUACGUCCGCGUUAUUGGCUUCGCCCUGCCCGGGAUUACAACCUGAUCCAUUGAUCCCGCUGCCCGGCUUAGACGCCGGUCUGGAUCAACUGGCCGAUCCGAUGCUACCUCAAAUUCAUGUCCCGCCCGUCGGUUGGCAGAGCGACGUGCUCUCUCAAGACCGAUUGCCAGCUUACGCGAACAUCGCUUCCCUCGCGUCGACGACGGAAAUGCAAAUGAGCUCUCCGUUGGAAAAUUCAUCGUCCUCCGAUCCUUUUAGCUGCAUGAAGAGAAGAAACGCGAGCGCGAAACAACCCACGAAGCUCCAGGACGCGUUAGCUUUUCAGGAUUCGCGAACGCAGCUUUUGAGCUGCGGAGAAGCGAUUGGUCGAAGCGCUUGGGAUAUUAUCGCGAAUUCUACUAAUGAAAACAACGCGAUAAUAAACAGCAGACAAGAUACGCGAGUUGAGAGUCAGAAUGUGGAAAAAACCGCGCCGGAAAAGCCGAAGCACUUCUUCGCGCCGCUGUCUUUCAAGCAGAAAAAGCAAGAGGAGGAGUCGCCAACCGCCAGUAUGAGUCACUUUGGAACCGGAACUAGUUCGAGCAGCGGCAAGACAGCUUCCACGGUGAUUUCCAGAACUAAUCCUUUCUUAGGGCAGAAAGGAUCGAUGGAUAUUUACGUAAACGGCGCGAUUCCUUACGAAGAUAAGAACGCUCCAAGAAACAGAUAUGACUCGAAAGCAUCAUUAAGCACGAAUAACCUGUUGAUUACAGACAGUAAAGGUAUUUCGAAUGGUCAACUGAUAAAAUCGAUAUCCUGCCAAAAUCUCCCGAGCGAGUCUCAGGACGGAGGGCAGCAAUUAAAACUAAAUCACAUCGAGUCUCAGAUGUUCACGAAAAGCGAUAACAAUUUGGACAGUAUAACGAACGGCUCCGCCAACCAGCCGUACAAGAGUCAUCUAAACGUGACACUGAAGAUACCGCGAGUCGAGCAAGCGCCGAGUCCGGAGACGCCGGAGAUUCCCAACUUGCCCUCGAUAGAUUACCGCCUCUUCAGGAAUCCCUUUCUGCGAAACUUCGACAAGAUCUGUCCCAGCUACCAAGCGGAACCGAAUCCUCCUCCCGCCGCGACACCGCUCUCCGUUCAGGUGAACGACGACGGUCUCGCUUAUCAGUAUCCUACGUCAACUUACGGCCGAGGUAUUCAUCGCAACGAGAAGCUUCGAGCUACGCAUUCGUCGGAUCGAUUGUUAAUAUCCAGCGAUCAAUUGACGAGCGGUAAGCAAGAUAUUCAAGUAACUUCCUUCGAGAAACCGAGUCCUUGCACUCUAAUACCUACCUCGGCUCCGUACGAUCUGACCACGCUUAGGAGAUUAAACGCAAAUCGAUACCUGCAGAAUCAGAAUCUCUACCAGAACGUUCCCUUCGUCCCGCGGGGAUCUAGUCAAUUUUAUCCGCAGAGAGGCGGAAUGAUGUAUUACGAUAAUGUCACAAAGGUGACUGCGCAAACGCAGACGUCGAUCGACGGCGACUCGCAUCACGAAGACGAGCGCCAGAACGAGGAAACGAUCGGCGCGCCGAAUUCGCCGAGCGGACAAAGGCGGAAAAAAAUCGUGAAAAAGGACAAAAGCCUGAUUAAGGAUCAAGGAUCAUCUCUGAUUGCGCAAAGAAGACUAAAGAAACAGAGCGGCGCUAUGUCAACGGACACACUCGACUCGCCGACAAAAGUGACACGGAAGCGGCUGAGGAAAUUGAGCACGACUAUAUCCGAAGCGCAAGAGGACAAGAACGAGAGCAGAUCGUCGUCCUCGGGACAAGACUCGCCGCGCAAGGACCAAAACCGAAGAGUAUCCGUCCACAUUAAUUCCAAGAGACGAUCGUCCCAGACGUCCCUGAAGACCUCCAGGAGUGGCAGUGUAGACGCGACUAAGGACAAGUACACGGAUGGUGCCGCGCCGAAUUCGGAACGAGAAAGGACGAACUCGGUCAGUAGUCGAGAAACCGCUAGCGUGAAAGCUCGCAAGACUAGUACUAGUAGUGGUAAUGUGCCGUGGUGCGCGUGUUGGGGAAACGGUUGCAUUUAAUCACGAUUGCAUAUUCAAUCCUGCUCAGAAACGUAACUAGAAAAGCAGACGCGGAAUGAAGGGUCUGCGAGGGACAAAGUGCCAAUUAAUUUCGGUGUUAAAAUCUCGAUAUCAAUAUUAAUUAGAAAGUGUUGUUAAAUAAAAUAUUAUUUAAUCAAUAUACUAAUUAGGCAAUUGCAGUUUCUCCGUGAAACAAAAUCUCUAAAUUAAAAAAAAAAAAAAAUUACAGCGUCAAUCUACGCAAAGGUAUUUAAAAUGUUCGCGAAUAUUAAUGAAUAAGCGUAUUCCUGUAAUUUUAUCAUUGUUACGCGAUCUCGAAAAUUAAUAUUCAGCGCCCGAUUCCGAAAUCAGAAUAUACACCUUUUGAUCAGCUUUACCGAGAGGAUUAAUACCAGGUGUUGAUCUAUUUACGUCACCGGUCCCGCUUGGAUACCCUUCAGUACUCUGAUCUCGUAUGCAUCUUGCGAAACGUUAAAACGAGAAGCUAUCGCCACGCUGGACGCGGUCGCCCUUAUUUAUUUAAGACAGCUGCGAUCUAUGUCAACAGCGAGAGAUUCUUGCUACUUUCUGGCUCUCGGCCGGGAGAGAGCCAGGUCGACUGAAUAAUUCGAAGGCCAAAUACCAAAGGGAAAUGCUGAUGGACCGCGGAAUGAAUUCAGGAAGACCUUAACCUAUCCGUUGCUAGUGUGAGGCAACUGCCACUGUAGCCAGUAACACAGGUCGUAAAACAAGCACAGACAGCGGUACUAUGGCGAUACUAACAUGUAACCCGACUGUCGUGACAGUUGUAUCUAAACUAGUUCUAUCAAGAGACCACGAAGACGAGCCUGUAUUCGCUCUUAAGGCAAAUUUGGGGUUCGCAAGCUAUGAACUCACUCGAAACACACGCGCACGGAUAAUGGUAUAUGUUCUUCUCGAAUUACGUAGCUUUAAUAGCAUUGUGCUAUAGAAUCUACGAUUUUCCGAAACAACAACAAGAUCUGAAAUGCAUCAAAAUUAAUAGAUACUUUUGGAACAUUUAUGUUACCGUAUUUUAUGUAAAUGGUGUUUAGAUUCUCGAGCGAGAUAUCGCAAAAAUGUGAAUAAUACAAAAUUAAUAUUCCUUAGAAAAUUACUAUUAUAAAUGUAUUGUUUGAUUAUUGUGCGUUAUUAUAAAUGUAUUAUUUUCUGCGUCGCAAAAAAAUAGAAAAAAAUAUUGUGCAUAAAAAGCAUCGUUUCUAGUCAUUCGUUAUAGUCAUGUGAUUUAUUGACGUUUCAAUGUUUUAAUAAUUGCGUUAGAGAAAAAGAGUGUGAUAAAAUAUUAUCAAUGCUUGGCAAUAAAUGCAUUUAUAGGCAGGCUAACUUGUAAAAUAAUAAUGAUGAGAUAGAUGUACAUAAGUAACCGCAUGCAUUAGUACAUUUGAUAAUUAAUACACUUGUACAUUUUGAUAAUUAAUUUAUACAUAUUAAUAUCCGGCGUAGUAGAAAUAAUCUCUGAUGUUCAAAAUUAUGAACAUCACUCUGAGAAAAAGUAUAGAUACAUAAUGUAUUGUACUUUUAUACUUUACAUUCUAAAAUAUAGCGUUGAUGUAUUUUGUA